AGUACUUGGAAGCAGCGCGUAGGACUGGAUGCGUCUGUGCUCCAGCCUAUCCAUGUCUUUUGUGCCACCAGUUUAGCUGUCCUUGCGCGAUAUUUGUCAUAUUUAAUCAUGUGUUUGAAAAAUGCCAAGUUGUUUUGCGAAUGUUUCACGGUUCAGGACUCUUUGCCUUACUGCUGAUGGUGCUGGAGUGGACCCGUCCAGGCCUGUCCUCCCCAUUACGCCCCAUCUGCGACCUGCGCGUCCUAGACCAUUUCAUUAAGGAGGCAUGGGAUGCAGAGGCUGCUUUGAGAGCUUGUAAGGAUGCUUGCAGCGUUGCAACAAACUUCACUGUUCCUCUGACCAGAGUAGAUUUUGAUGUCUGGGAAGCGAUGAAUAUAGAGGAGCAAGCUCAAGAGGUCCAGUCAGGCAUACAUGUGCUGAAUGAGGCCAUCAGCUCACUACAGGCAUCUAAUCAGACUGAUGUGCUACAGUCCCACAUAGAUGCCAGUAUUAGCAACAUUGCCAGCAUCAGACAAGUGCUGCGAAGUCUCAGCAUACCGGAAUAUGUACCUCCAACCAGUGGUGGAGAAGACAAAGAGAUGCAGAAAGUAUCCUCAAUCUCAGAGCUGUUUCAGGUCCACAUCAACUUCCUGAGGGGAAAAGUGCGUCUUCUGCUCGCCAAUGCACCUGUCUGCCAUCAAGGUGUCAGCUGAUAGACAAUUCUGGGCAAGGGCCAAACUAAUUGGAGCUCCUCAUAUCAGGAGGCAGGAUAUGGGCUAUUACAAAGGAUAUGUCGCCGAAGUUUGAAUGACUGGGAGUCAUAGCACUUGGAAAGAUUUACUCACAAAGGGAAAAGAAGACAUCCCCUCAGAAUGCUAAGCGCCCCCUAUGGCUGUCUACUCUUUGUGUGUUGAGCAUUUGCAAACUCAUCUGCGUUACCUGGCUAAAUCAACCAGAUGUGAACAUAAAACUUAAAGAAAUCACUCCUCUUACCCAAUAUGACUGAUGGCACUUGCCCAGCUCAACUGGGAAGGUUUAUCUGGGAUUCUUUAAAAUUGUUUUGUAUUGCUUAUGAAAUUGUCAUUAUUUAUAUAGAUGAUAUAUUUCUUAGAGCUGGAAUCACUGGCUUUUGCAGAUUCUUUUCUGAAGCUGUUCAAGUGAAGACCUCUCUUCGGCCUCAAGCACCUCCAAACUUUGAAAUGUUGAUAGAGUAAACUAUUUAUCAAUAUUAAUUAUGCACUGUAGGUUUUAUAUUCAUAUCAGUGUUAAGUGUAUGUGUGUCUGUAUGUGUGUGACUUUUGUGAAUGCUGCAGGGAAUGUUUCAAGCAUCAGGGGAGGAAGGUUGUAAUGCUGGAUUCUUACGGGUCAGUUGGGGUGAACAGGAAGCAGGACUAGAUUGCUUCUUGUGUCUGGGGAAUGGGAAGCUUUCGUGAGACCUGAUGAGGCUGUGUUGGCUCCUGUCUGAAUUACGCGGUCUUGUGCAGAUAACGCCGCUGCCAGGAAAAAUAUUGAUUAGUGUGUGUAGUUACGAACAUCCUGGCCUGCUUCCACUUCACGCACGAUGCUGCAUAUUUGCCUAUGGGAAAUGAUUGUAAGGUUGACAUCUUGUUUCUCUUUUUCUGUAUAACUUGUUUGUGUUUUUCGUAAAUAGCCAGUUUUUGUUUUUACAUCUGUCAGUCAGUCUCUGUCUAAAUGCAACAAAGUAUGUUUGUAGAUGUUUUUUCCUGUUAUUUUGCCGUUGUGUGGUUCUUUCAUCACAUUGUUGUUUGGUAUUCAAAUACAAAGUAUUAUUCUUAGCUAAAAAAA
This is a messenger RNA of Sinocyclocheilus anshuiensis, 1785 nucleotides long. RefSeq names its product erythropoietin. The transcript has 5 exons. Gene Ontology annotation, cellular component: extracellular region. The record is from RefSeq and is a predicted model, not a curated record. Lineage: Eukaryota; Metazoa; Chordata; Actinopteri; Cypriniformes; Cyprinidae. Bases 141 to 692 code for a protein of 183 amino acids. Gene Ontology annotation, molecular function: hormone activity; erythropoietin receptor binding; cytokine activity. Gene Ontology annotation, biological process: nucleate erythrocyte development.